AUUAAAAUCACAAACAGUUCAGUCAGGCCUCGCUGCUCCAGGUAGUCCUCCGGUCUGCUGAAGACAAGGACUGAAUUCACAGCCUGGUCUGCUGCAGAAAGCCAACAGUGCAGCUGCUGUUUUUAGGAACAUCAAUCUCCCUGAUUACUGCCAGUCUGCUGCUGCAUGGUCUACAGCUGGAACAUAGGAGGGGCCUGUAAUAUUUAGCAAAGCAGGGUGAAUUCACUCCUCAGCAGAGUCAGAAAGAGAAACAGAGGUGAAUGAGGGUAGCUGCUGUUUCCCAGUAAGUCAGAAAGUGUUGGGAGACUUAUCAGUUUCCCUUCAGCGGCGUGUUGGAGCAAAAUCAGGAGCUGAAGAAAACCUGCUGAGUUCAUGUAGCAGAGGGUGAAGAAGGAGAGCCGGCAACAGGGCGAAUCAGGAGGGAAGAGUGGAGGAAAAAAAUAAAACAGAAAAGAAAAAGCAGGAGUCCACAGCUGAAGAGGAGAAAGCAGGAGUGAGAUGAAAGUCUAGAUGGUUAAAUUGCAGUGCCAGCGGAGCAGAGUGGCGGCAGGAGCGACUGUGGGCGGGGAGAGAGGAAGUGUGGUCGACAGGAGAGGAAUUUAAGCCCCAUUGUUCUGGAAGAGCAGAGGCAGAGAGAACAGAGGAGUCGAAGCACCAACACACGCCGGACAACAUGGACAUGAGCUCAGCCAUGGAGAAGAUGUCUGUGAAGCAGAGUAAAGGAGGUCCAGCCUUGUGUCACGUAUGUGAGGAGAGCUGCUCUGGAUUCCAGCCACAUUCUUGGAGAAAAGUCUGUAUCGCCUGCGGCUGCAGCGCGGUCGACCACGCUCCUGGAAGCGACGUCGAAGAUGACCAGCAAAUGGGACGCCUGCUCGCAGACUCACCCUACGCCCAUUUGACAGCGAAGGUCAAAGGAGGCGGCGGCCUUCGCAUGUACAAGAGGAAUCGUAUGAUUGUGACCAAUCCGGUGGUGUCGCGUAAAGACCCGACCUUCAACACCACCACAUACGACUGGGCGCCGGCCGGCCUCAACCAGACGCUGGCCAUGCAGUACAUGGAGCUCAUCCCGGAAAGUCAACGUCCCGUCUCGGGGACCGAUGGAGGGUUGGAGCGACGCAGGCAGCUCUUCAGGCAGCUCCCUGCCUACGAUCAGGACCCAAUGAAGUGUCAGAGCCUGGCCAGCGAGGAGGAGAUUUCCUCCAUGCUGCUGUUUGUGAAGAGCUACAAACAGGAGGUGCUGGGAGUCGGGGAGGUGGCCUUACCUGGUGAGGACGGAGCUCUGAAGGAAGCAGCCUCUCAGCGGACAGCGAAGGAAGCCAAGGACCGCAGCAACAGCGACAAGAAGGAGCACCAGGACCACGGCUCGACCAACAGCGGCACUGCCUCCGGUACUGGCUCCACUAAUGGAACUGAUGACAGCACUAAAACUGGAUAUCGGUGCACUGGUUGCCAUGGUGAGGUUGCCAAGGAGAGUCCAGCUGUUUACGCCGAGCGUGCAGGUUAUCGUAGCGCCCUGUGGCAUCCCACCUGCUUCGUAUGUUCAGAGUGUGGUCAUGGAUUGGUGGACCUGGUCUACUUCUGGUCCAAUCAGAAGCUGUUCUGUGGACGACACUACUGUCAGACGGUCUGGCCGCGAUGCUCAGGCUGCGAUGAGUUGAUCUUCUGUCGGUCUUUUCACACGGCAAAAGAUGGACGGAUGUGGCAUCAUCUUCAUUACUGCUGCUGGAAGUGCGGACAAAACCUGGACACACCCUGUCAGCACUGACACACUCACCCAGUGUAGUGUUCAACACAAUAUGGUGGUCAGUUUUAAGAAGUUUUAACACUGCUCAAAAACAGAAUUACAAGGUCAGACAAGACAAAAAAAACCCAGUAAAUCUAAUAUCAACCAUGGUUGGUUGGCUUGUUUUAUAUAAAUGACAGAAAUAAGUAACAGAUAUGGAGUAUAAUACAGAACAAGUAGAGCUUAAAGUCUUUAAAUGUUCUGUUUAUUUGACAUUAAGUAUUUAAAAUACUGCAUCCUACAAGUCCAAUUGAUAUAUUGAUGUUUAAAAUACUUAAGCCAUCUAGUUGACGUUGAAGUACUCAAAGACUUGUUCAGUUGAGACUGCGGGCGUUUCAAGUACUUAAGCAAAUGUUUAGUUGACACAAAAGUGUUUAAAGUACUUAAAGAAACAUUUGGUGGAUUUACUAGCACUUAAUGUACUGACAGUGACUGAAACCAGAUGUUCUGCUUUCAGAUACAAACAGCAGCUUACAGGACGGAGCACCAGACUUGACAGUUUUGAAAACAAAUGAAUAAAUGAGAUGGUCAAAUAAAAUGAGAAAAAAAAUGUAUUUAUGUUAGAUAUUACAUCACACAGUCUUCAUCAGCAGAUUAUCAUGGAACUGUAGAUGUUCAAAGUUUGCCUGAGCACUGUUAGGGUUUUUCUGUCCCCUGUUGGCUCAAAAAUUUAGCUUUUGACUUUGGAUAGAGGAGUUCAUGAAUUAAUUUCAAGCUCAAUAAUUAGAUUUUAUUUAUUUCUCAGGAUUUAUUUUGUCCAAAUUUUGGGAAAAUCCCAUGUUUGGACACUUCAAUAAAAUACUAUAUUAUGUAUUUGGAGCUCUCGUCAUGCUUUUGAAAAUAGCAAACAUAAGUAUAAAAAUUCACAUAACAUUAAACUGUGGGGCUCAUGAAAAUAUUGAUACUUAAUAACAGUUUCAAGGACCAGAAAGGGUCAAGAAAACCUGGUUUAAAAAAAUCUCUUUAUUGUAAGUGUAGCCUUUAAUGUGUGCCGGUGCAGUGAAAAUAUUUCAACCCAUUUUCAAUAAAAAUCAACUUAUGUUUGAGGACUUAACUAAAUAUGAUUGAAAUUGUAAUUAAUUCCGAACAUGUCAGGUUUGAAUCUGUGCAGAUUUGUGUUUCACUUUUAUUUCAGACAGAAAUAAUCUAAUAGUUUGACUUAAACCUCAGAGAACUGGACAAGCAGAAGGCUGGAAAGGCACAUCAUUAAUUAGUAAUUAAUAGUAGGCUAUCUGCUGGAUCCUUUGAAUUGUUUUUACUACAUUAGAUUUCGACCCUCUGUGUUUUAAUACCCAUCAUUGAAGUUUGUUUUUGUGUUUGUUGUACUAAUUUACGAAUAGAAAGUGUGGAUUCUACAUACCACUAAUAUGUCAUUUUAUUUUCUUUCUGUUUGACGUGUUAUUUCAGUCAAACUGCAGAUCCAUUUUGCAUUUAACCUCUUUCAUGAACAUGGAUUUCUGCUGCUGCUAAAUGCUAUAUUGUGUGUAAAGUUUUGUAUUUUGCUAACACUUAAAGGUUUUCUUCGAUA
Molecule: messenger RNA, 3311 nt
Organism: Sebastes umbrosus (honeycomb rockfish)
Lineage: Eukaryota; Metazoa; Chordata; Actinopteri; Perciformes; Sebastidae
Gene: lmcd1
Product: LIM and cysteine-rich domains 1
Exons: 8
Coding region: 674-1765 (363 amino acids)
Molecular function (GO): zinc ion binding
Source: RefSeq, a predicted model, not a curated record